Thamnophis elegans (Western terrestrial garter snake) is the source of this 1812-nucleotide messenger RNA. It is a transcript of the gene TBX15, whose product is annotated as T-box transcription factor 15. Gene Ontology annotation, cellular component: nucleus. Gene Ontology annotation, molecular function: DNA-binding transcription factor activity, RNA polymerase II-specific; RNA polymerase II cis-regulatory region sequence-specific DNA binding. The record is from RefSeq and is a predicted model, not a curated record. Gene Ontology annotation, biological process: positive regulation of DNA-templated transcription; cell fate specification; regulation of transcription by RNA polymerase II. NCBI's taxonomy places the organism in Eukaryota, Metazoa, Chordata, Lepidosauria, Squamata, Natricidae. The coding region runs from base 1 to 1812 and encodes 603 amino acids. The transcript is spliced from 8 exons.
AUGAGCGAAAGGAGGCGCUCGGCUGUGGCCCUCAGCUCGCGAGCGCACGCCUUCUCGGUGGAGGCCCUGAUCGGCUCCCACAAGAAGAGGAAGCUCCGCGACUGGGACGGCAAAGGCCUGGAUUUGUCCAUGGAAAGCCUCAGCCCCGACGGGCAACUGCCAGACGGCGACGACCCAGCCCAGUGCCUGGACCUGAACCCCGAUUCAGAGCAGAGCACAGGAUCCGAAACUGAAGUGCUGGCAGAGAGGACAUCCUGCUCGUUCGGUUCCCCAUCGGACCUCCCAUCAAGCAACUCGCUCUCUCAGUCUCUGCCUGCCUCAUCCAUGGAGGAGAUCCAAGUGGAAUUGCAAUGUGCUGAUCUCUGGAAGCGAUUCCAUGAUAUUGGCACCGAAAUGAUCAUCACCAAAGCAGGCAGGAGAAUGUUUCCUGCAAUGAGAGUGAAGAUUACAGGAUUGGACCCUCACCAGCAGUACUACAUAGCCAUGGACAUUGUACCUGUGGAUAACAAGAGAUACAGGUAUGUGUAUCACAGCUCCAAGUGGAUGGUAGCGGGAAAUGCUGACUCUCCUGUGCCUCCGAGGGUCUAUAUUCACCCUGACUCACUGGCAUCUGGAGACACCUGGAUGCGGCAAGUUGUCAGUUUUGAUAAACUCAAACUGACCAACAAUGAGCUAGAUGAUCAAGGCCAUAUAAUCUUGCAUUCAAUGCAUAAGUAUCAGCCACGCAUCCAUGUUAUUUGCAAAGACUUCAGCAGUGACUUGUCUCCCACAAAACCAGUCCCCACAGGUGAUGGGGUGAAAACCUUCCAUUUUCCAGAGACCGUCUUUACCACAGUUACCGCUUAUCAAAAUCAGCAGAUUACCAGGUUGAAAAUUGACCGAAAUCCAUUUGCAAAAGGGUUCAGGGAUUCUGGAAGAAACAGAACUGGUCUGGAGGCCAUUAUGGAAACAUAUGCAUUUUGGAGGCCCCCUGUGCGCACGCUCACCUUUGAAGAUUUCACCACCAUGCAAAAACAGCAAGGGGGCAGCACAGGCACUUCCCCAACAACCUCCAGCACAGGGACCCCCUCACCCUCGGCAUCUUCCCACCUCCUGUCUCCAUCCUGUUCUCCUCCAGCCUUUCAUUUAACCCCCAACACUUUCAACGUUGGCUGCCGAGAGAGCCAGCUUUGUAACCUGAAUCUCUCUGAGUAUCCACCAUGUGCAAGAAGCAACAUGGCUGCCCUGCAGAGCUACCCAGGCUUGAGUGAGAGUGGAUACAGCCGGCUCCAGAGCGGGUCUUCUGUUGCUGCUCAGCCAUCGGAAAACUUCAUACCUCAGCGGACUCCAACUCUGAUCUCAGGAAUGCCUGCUCCUUCUGCCCUGCCCACUAAUGGCAAAAUGGAAGCUUAUGGUGGCCAACUGGGAUCAUUCCCAACAUCUCAGUUCCAGUAUGUCAUGCAAGCUGGCAACCCCACCUCCACUUCUUCUUCUUCUUCUUCCCAUAUGUUUAGCGGUGGCCACAUGCAACAGAGUUCCUACAAUGCCUUUUCCCUUCACAACCCUUAUAAUUUGUAUGGAUACAAUUUCUCAGCUUCUCCAAGAUUGGCAGGAAGCCCUGAAAAACUGGCCACCACACAAAGCACUUUACUUUGUUCUGCUCCUUCCAGUGGGGCCUUUGGAGAGAGGCAAUAUCUUUCAACAGGGAUGGAUCACAGCAUGCAUGUGAUCAGCCCCCCCAACAGUAGCCAGCCUACAGCCGGCCCUUGUGAGAAUAGGCAGUAUGGGGCUGUCACAGGAUCUUCUUCACAAAUGUCUAUGCACAUGGUUUAA